UCCUCUUUUUCUUACUUUUUCUUACAUUAUCUCGAAAGUAGUCGUAGAGAGGCCGUAGAGAGGCUGAUGAUCAUUUUUAUCUCCCCCUCUCUUACUGCUUCCCUCCCCUUCUUUCUUUCUUUUUAUAUGCGUGCGAGUAUGCAUAAACAUAUAUACAUACACACAUACAUACAUACAUAUAUCUUUUUCUCUUUCACACUUGCCCGGAAUUUUCAAUAAGGACCAAGUUUCUAUCGUUCACUCGAUUACUUCCCCCCCGGAUAUAUUAUCGUUACGCGAUGCGGCCUUCGCCAAGGCCCCAAGCCACUAAUCCUUUGUUUGCAAAGAUAUUCUGAGCCAAGAAAACCAGUUCUUCUUUUACUACUGUACUUCAACCACGGAGACAGCAGAGCAGUGUGCGUGUACACAUACGUUGUUACUCUUUUUACCCAGAAGACGCACCGUUGUGUGUUGUAAAUUGCAGUCGAAAACCGGGAAACGAUAAAAUCCUCGUAAUCACGAUUAUUACGAGGACUUGGAUAGGCCGUGGAUGAGGGUGGAAAGGAAGGAAGGAAAGAAAAGAAGAAAAGGAGUAAGAGGUGAGAAAAAUGCAAAAAAGGAAAAAAAGAUGAGGGAGGGGGAAGUAGGGGAGAAAAAAAGGAAGAAGAUGGUAGGCGCCGUGUCUCGAAGAUGUUAAAAGGGUGGAAGACCUGCUUGUUGCGAACGAAGAGGAGAACGAUGUUACUGCGAGUACAGAUUUAUGAAGGAAAAUGUAUCCGAUUAUCUUAACUUAAGAGAAUUAGAAAAAAUAAAAAUCAUAAGCAUGGACAGAUCUGACUGCGUUUAUUCUCUAUGAUUCAACGAAGUCACAAAAAUACGAGAGUGAACAAAUUGAUAAAAGUUUUCACCAAAAAAGAACUGAGAAGAGAAAGAAAGAGAGAGAAAGAGAUAAAGAAGGCACGUUUAUUUAUCGUUAUUCUUCACGUCCAUUAUUUUAUUUGUUCACGUGCGUAUGUACGUUUAUUGUUUAGAUGCGAUACGCACUGCAGCGAUCAAGGUCAUGCUGCUUUUUACUCGUUCGGAGAAGGAGAGGAACACGAAGAAGACGAAAAGGACGAAGGAGAGAAAGAAGAUACGGGGUUAAAAAUAGCCUCUCUCGGUGCAAAAUAAAAACUAACUGAGAUGACCACCGAGCGAUGGACGUAGAAGAAAAAGAAAAGGAGGAGGAAAAAGGAGGAGGAGGAGGAGGAGGAGGAGGAGGAGGAGAAGAAGAAGAAGAAGAGAAGAACGAAGAAGGUGCACGAGUCGAGAUAAAAAGAAGAGAAUAUCAAAAACGAGGACCAUAAGGGGUCCGAGAUGGAAGAUGGUAAAGAAAAAGGAGAAGAGAGAGAAAGAAAGGGGGAGAAAAUAAGUUCCUCUUGCUAUUUUAACUCACUAGGAUAAUGUAUCCCCCUGUAAAUGCGGUUGUUUUUUGUUGAACUCGCCAUAAUGAAAAAGAAAAAAAAAGAGCAUAUGCGAGUUUAGUGGUUGUGUAAAAGGAUACCCGGAGGAAUCAUUUUUCAGCACCCUUCGUUUCUUCUUACUCGGGCUUGUUCCAUCAACGAUCGUACGAAACGCGAGUAGCCAGUCCUCUACAUCCUCGUCGUUUCUAUCUACGUUCUCUUCUUCGUGGGAUUCCAGAAGCUCUUUAGAGUAGAUCGUAGGCGCCAGUCGACGAGGACGUUCGUGCACGCGAGUACCACGACGAAAAGCAACGACGGAGACGGCGAUGGUGUUUCUCCGUAAAUGAAGAAGAGGAGCAUCUUCCUUCUCUUUUCUUCUUCUUCUUCUUCUUUCCUUCCUUCUAUUCUUUUCCUUCUCUUCUUGUUCUUUUUUUUCCCCCUUUCUUCGUCUCUGGAGUCAGCGUAAUGCCUGGACGGCUAUGCGACGCUGCUGUUGGCCGAGGUAACGCGGCCGAGGGCAACCUUCGGCCGUUCUCAGACAGGGCCGAGGAUUGAAGGAAAAAGAAGAGGGAGCCGCCGGGAGAGUUGGAACGGGUUCUCUCCUCCGGGCCGGGUGCGCAGUCCAGUCGAAGACUCACGAUGAUAGUGAACGCCCGAUGAAGAAUCUUCCCCCCGUCCAACAGAACGAAGAGACAGUCCGCGACUGCCCCGUCGAACUCGAGCGCCCCAGUUGGUCGAUUUCAUUAACGAAACAUAGAGCUAGAGAUUCGAUCCUAUCGAUUUCUCGUUAUUACGACAACAACAGUAGCAGUAGUAGCGGCAAUGACGACGACUAAGACAACGAGGAAUGUUAGCGGCAAAACGAAGAUGAUACCACCGGACGGGGGGUGGGGUUGGGUCGUAUUGACCUCAGCCCUUACUGUCAACUUCCUCAUCCCUGGAACCGUCAAAUCCUUCGGCGUUCUCUUCGUCGAAUUCCUUCACGUUUUCAAGGCAUCGCCAACAGCAGCCUCGUGGAUGCCGGCUCUCUGCUAUUUUCUCUACAACUCUUUGGGUCCUCUGUCGAGUGUUCUCUCCACCAAGUAUUCUUACAAAACCGUGACAUUAAUCGGUGGUACUUUUGCCGCUACUGGAAUGAUGCUCAGCUAUUUUGCUAAUUCGGUUUCUUAUCUCUACGUUAGUUACGGUCUAAUGGUUGGAAUCGGCGCUGGUUUAUCCUUUCCACCAACGAUUUACAUCGUCACAGCAUAUUUCCAGAGACUACGUGGUUUUGCCAACGGUCUCUGCAUUUCCGGGAGUGCGAUCGGGACUAUAGUGUUACCACCGCUUCUUCAGUAUCUUCUUGACUGUUUUGGAUAUAGAGGUGCGGUGCUUAUUAUGGGUGCUUUAACAUUGAACACGCUCGUUUGUGCGUUACUCUAUCAUCCCGUCGAACAACAUAUGAUAGCCGUUCCCAUAGAGGAAGGAAUCGAUAACGAAGCUCUAAGCCUGGACGAACCGAUCGACGAGAAACGUCAAUCGAUCGAUCCGGCGAAAUUGAAUUCGAUUGUUCAGGACGAGAAGAACGAGAAAAUUGAAAGUACGACGAAGCAGGUGCAAAAUUUAACGGAACUAUUGAAUUAUUCGAAACUUACUACGUCCAAAGAAGAAGGAUUUGAGAAAUUGACAAAGUCGAACGAAGAGGAGGAGCAAGAUCAAUGGAUCGUUAAGGAUCAAAUCAUGCAUAUUGACAGCGAAGACGACAACGAAAAAAGGGAUCUUCGAGAUAAAUCCGACGAAGAAAACGUUAAAGAGACUUCGAGUACGAGCGAUAGAAAUCUAGUUGAUAAAAAACAAUUCGUCACUAAUGAACCGUUCAAUUCCUGUCAAAUCAGCACAAUGUCGGAUAACGGAUCGAACGUACUAGGAAUAUCGAUAAAGAUGCAUCUCCAAGAGGACAACGAAUCCGUGAAAGUGGACAAGCCCGUGCCAGUAGAAAUCUCAACGUCAAAGUCAUCGAAGUCGGAGACUUCAUCGACUAAGGGAGAAAGCUCGAAAAAAGUCCAUCUAUCUUUUGAUUUCAGCAUGCUGAAGGAUCCGAUCUACCUGGUCAUUUUGAUUUCAAACUCGACGUCAGCGAUCAGCAAUACAAACUUUAUGAUUCAUUUGCCAUCCUACGCAAACUCUCAAGGCUUCGAUCAAAAUUCAUCGGCUCUUUUGUUAUCCAUUGUUUCAGCUCUUGAUCUUAUCGGUAGAAUCAGUGGUGCUUCUUUAUCCGAUAUAGACUUUGUACCGAAGUAUUAUUACUUCGUCGGUGGCCUUGGCACCAGUGGGAUAGCUCUGGCGCUACUACCGAUGGCCGACAGUUACGGGAUGCUUUCCUUCUUCUGUGCACUAUUUGGUCUUUCUUCCGGCAUGUACAUCGGCAUCACGACCGUUAUCCUAGCUGACAUGCUUGGUACCGAGAAACUCAGUUCCUCUUAUGGAAUCUCGCUUUUUGUUAACGGUGUCCUCCAACUCGUCGGACCACCGGUUUGCGGUGUUAUCUUCGAACACGUCGGAUCUUAUAAACCUAUUUUCUUGGCAUUCGGUAUAAUACUUAUACUGGGUACCGCUCUUUGGGCCAUCGUGCCUCUAAUCAAAAGGAACAGUAAAAAGAAGAUCGAAGAGGUAUAACGAUAUAGAAGUGUAAUUACGAACUAGCCCUCACGAAUGAGAAAUUUCUUUACUCGUUCGUGUAAUUUUUGUGAUGACAUCAUUCCAAGGAAAGUAUACAAAAUAUUCGUAGAUAAAAAUGCAGGGACUACGUAAGCGUAAUAUUACAAUACUUAUAGAUAACUCAUGAGUUUCUGAAGUAUUUCACUCUCGAUUGUAAGAGAAGUGAGAAUGCUUGUGACCAGUAUUUAGCGAUUAGGAUCACAUCACGAAUCGUUUUUCGUUAAUAAUACGAUCGAUUUCUUUUUUAACAAUCGUUGGAGUCAUUGAUCAUUAAGUGGUAGAUUGCCGUCUAAAGUGACAAAAACACUUUUGUAAGACCAAUGUUAGUGUAUAUGUUUUUCCAAAUACAAGAUUUUAUCAGGCGGAUCGUCGAUGAAUUAUCGUUUGUCGUUCAUAAUAUUAUUAUGAGAUUUUAUCAUUGAAAAUGCGUCGCGCCGAUUUCUUGUUCUGUAUUCUGGCAUUAGUAGUAUCUAUAUUCGUAGUAUCUCUACUCUAAUUGAUUAGUCAUGUUAUUUUCUUGUGUUUUUUUCUAUUUUUUUUUUUUUUUUAACAGACACUACUCGAAUGUUUCAUUAUUAGAAAUGAAUUUCUUAGCUGUAACAUAGGUGGCAUGAAUUUUCAUAGCUCACGAAGAUAAAUGUCGAUCAUUGGAUCGAGAUCGAGAAUUUUAAUUAAAUCAAGCUGAUAAGACGUUACUUUAAAUGAAUAUUUGAUAAAAGGCCGUUAAAAGAAAAAAAAAAGAGUAUUAAAUCUCCAGUUAAAAAUACUCAAAGUUUAAACAAACCUAGUUCGCGUUCGACGAUUUUUGCAUUAGCGAUUCACACCGAUGCUCCGGGUUCUCUGGGUAUUCGUACAUAUCUAGUCACGCCUGUGCGAAUGUACAAAAUGCACGCGCGAGCCACUAAAAAUAUUUUUCAUAUUAUUGCGAAAGGAGGAAAAUAAGAAGAAGAAAAAAACAUCGUGAUGCGUGAAAACGCGUGGGAGAAGCGUUUGUUUAAAGAAGGUAUAACGUUCGUGGGCUCGACUCUGUGAGUGCUGAAGCUACAAGGGGCGUGUUGUCAUAAAUAGUUCUUCGCACUUGGAUUGCUCGGUUAUCCAAUAAAAGAGCAUCCAAGGAGAUAUUGUAUGUUUAGAAUAGCGGUAUGUGACAAAAGACGAAAGAAAGAGAGAGAGAGAGAGAGAGAGAGAGAGAGAGAGAGAGAGAUUCUGCGUUCGAAUAAUCUAGUAAUUCAUUAAUUAUUCCUUUCUUCACGAAGCGCUUAUCUAUCUUGCUUUAAUUAUUAUUAGACACGCGGUUGCCAUCUCAAUUAUUAGAAAUAGAAUAAUUUUUCUUUUGUAAUAAAAGAAAGGAAGUGUGUCGAGCUUUAAGAGAAAGAAAGAAAAAGUGAGAAAGUAAGAGAGAAAGUAAGAGAGAAAGAGAGAAAGAGAGAGAGAG
Messenger RNA from Vespula vulgaris, 5553 nucleotides. RefSeq names its product monocarboxylate transporter 1-like. NCBI's taxonomy places the organism in Eukaryota, Metazoa, Arthropoda, Insecta, Hymenoptera, Vespidae. The transcript has 5 exons. The coding region runs from base 2244 to 4076 and encodes 610 amino acids. Gene Ontology annotation, molecular function: monocarboxylic acid transmembrane transporter activity. The record is from RefSeq and is a predicted model, not a curated record. Gene Ontology annotation, biological process: transmembrane transport; monocarboxylic acid transport.